Messenger RNA from Diversispora eburnea, 483 nucleotides. The record is from the annotation of a GenBank genome assembly. NCBI's taxonomy places the organism in Eukaryota, Fungi, Glomeromycota, Glomeromycetes, Diversisporales, Diversisporaceae.
AUGUUAGAACUGAUAAUGAUAAGAUCUUUAGUUUCCAAUACUCCAACUUUUACUUCCAUUAUCAUCAAUCAUUUUGUAAAAGUCACUGCUAAAGGACUCUUCUUAAAUAGAAAAUUUAAAGAUGAAAUAGUGAUUCCAAAUCAAUUUAGUAAAAAUGCUCAACCGUAUCUUAAACAGGUUAUCAAUGAAUAUGUAAUAGAUGAUGAAUGGAAACAAUUUGAUGAUGAUGACAAAAGUAAUACUUUAACUCUAUUUACAUGGAGGCUCUAUUGCCUUGGUAGUACAAAUUCUCAUCGACAACUUACUACUAAUUUAACUAAAGAAACCGAUGCAUUAGUAUUUGCAAUAGAUUAUAGAUUAGCCUCUCAAAAUAAAUUUCCAGCUGGACUACAUGACACGAUAGCUGCCUAUCUCUAUUUUACCAAUCCUCUGGAAGAUGCCAGUUUUGAACCAAUUAGCAUUAGCCACCCUAUUAUUAUUUAG